Prunus persica (peach) is the source of this 1037-nucleotide messenger RNA. RefSeq names its product probable BOI-related E3 ubiquitin-protein ligase 3. The transcript is spliced from 4 exons. The coding region runs from base 60 to 740 and encodes 226 amino acids. The record is from RefSeq and is a predicted model, not a curated record. NCBI's taxonomy places the organism in Eukaryota, Viridiplantae, Streptophyta, Magnoliopsida, Rosales, Rosaceae. Gene Ontology annotation, molecular function: ubiquitin-protein transferase activity.
AAGGAUCCAAAAAUUUCCUAAAAGCUUUGAUUUUGAAUUUGAAUUUUAGAGAGAGAGUAAUGGACACCCAUGUACUCUGCUUUGAUACCAGUUUUCUGGUUCCCACUUUGGAAAACAACAAUACUUGUAGCAGCAUUAUGGCCUCCUGUUCUCAAACUAUGGAAGCUCAGGCUGCCAAGCAGAGACAAGAGAUUGAUCAGUACAUCAGAUUACAGAACGAGAGAUUGAGAUUGGUACUUCAAGAACAGAGAAAACAGCAGCUUGCAAUGCUGUUGAAGAAAAUAGAGUCUACAACCCAAGUACUAUUAAAGCAAAAGGAUGAUGAAAUAACACAAGCAAACAGGAGAAGAAUGGAGCUUGAAGAUUUCUUGAGAAAAUUGGAGGCUGAAAACCAAGCAUGGCAGAGAGUGGCACAAGAAAACGAAGCCAUGGUUGUGUCCUUAAACAACACUCUAGAACAGUAUAGAGAGAGAGUCUCGUGCUGUCUCAUUAAUGGGGCAGACGAUGCAGAGUCUUGCUGUGAUAACAGAGAAGAAGAAGAAGCAGAGAGUGAUGGUGUUGAUUAUGAACAGAUAAGGAUGAAGAUGAAGGUUUGCAAAAGCUGUAAUUCUCGGAGUUCGUGUGUCCUGUUCCUUCCUUGCAGACACCUUUGUUCAUGCAAAGCUUGUGAGGCGGUUCUUGAUUGUUGCCCUGUUUGCAGAACACCAAAGAAGGCCAGCAUAGAGGCUUUGAUUUUCUAGGCUGAUUUUCCGGGAAAAAGUGGAGAGAAAAAAAAGGGAAAGAAAGUGACUGAGAAUUCUUGGUUUUAGCAGGAUGAUGUUAAUGAUGAUCAUUGAUGAUGGAGUGAACAGAACCAUUUUGGAUACAGAUGGUUUUUUUAUUAUUUUAUUUUAUUUUAUUUACUUUUUUCCUUUUUAGGGUCUCUGAAUUUAGAUUUUAGUUUGUACUUUAGACGACCAACAACCCAAUUGAACAGAAAAAUACGGCACAGAGCAUCUUUUUCCUUUCCUGGAGGGUGCUGCUUUUUCCUUUUUCAA